Molecule: messenger RNA, 969 nt
Organism: Penicillium chermesinum
Lineage: Eukaryota; Fungi; Ascomycota; Eurotiomycetes; Eurotiales; Aspergillaceae
Product: NUDIX hydrolase
Exons: 6
Coding region: 1-969 (322 amino acids)
Biological process (GO): coenzyme A catabolic process
Molecular function (GO): coenzyme A diphosphatase activity; acetyl-CoA hydrolase activity
Source: RefSeq, a predicted model, not a curated record
AUGCGGAGGCCACUGCGAUUGCUUCAAGCUAUUCGUCCCUACAUCUCCAACGCGGGUCCGUCACCGUGCCUCCAGACCUAUCUCAACCGGUCUCAGUCGACUAUGCCCCCACUGAAUGCGGCUUCUCAGGAAGCUAUCGCACGUCUCCGAAACUACGUGCCCCCGCCCACAGCCUACUACGACGUCCCGCUGUCCCGGCGCGCAGCAGUGCUGAUCCUGCUGUAUGCCGACCCGAAUGGCGACCUCAGAGUCGUCAUUACGAUCCGGGCCAAGACGCUGAGUUCGUAUGCGGGAGAUGCGGCUUUGCCUGGAGGCCGAGCAGACACGCUAUCAGAAACGCCCUUCGAAACUGCCCGCCGCGAAGCGUGGGAAGAAAUCGGCCUCCCGGGGAUAGGAAGUCCGCUGCCCGACCCUUCGCCGUCGAGCAUCUCUGCGAGCUACCGGCCAGCCUGGCCAAAACAGAACUCGUGCGCGACGGGCAAGACCGCUGACCCAGAGGUUUCGCUGAUCCCGAAGCUUGACGCACGCGAGGUGGCGGCCGUGUUCACGGCGCCGUUUCACAGGUUCCUGUGCCUGAGGGGCCCGGAUGCAGCUGGGGAUGUGCAAGGGGAUGACGACCCGGGGCAGUGGUAUCGGGGAUCGUGGAGCCGAUGGCAUAAUUCUAAUUGGCGAAUGCACCAAUUCUUUGUCCGGGCUCACAACGCAGUGCAGCCUCGCAGCCCCGAGCAAGCAGCAGCGCAGCAACAGGUCGCCGGACAGCGCUAUCGAGUAUUCGGGAUGACGGCGCGAAUCCUCGUGGAUGCAGCGCGACUGGCAUACGCGUCAGAGCCGGAGUUCGAGCACAACAGUCACUUUGGUGACGAGGUGAUGAUCGCCAAGUUGCGGAAGCUGGGCCGGCUGGGGCCGGAGCGUAAAGCGUCGGAUGAACUAACUCUGGAGACGAUGGAGAAAGCGGCUAAGCUAAGUUAG